AUGUCUGAUGUGAAAGCCUGUCCCAAUGUGAGUGGAAAUCCUCCUCCACCAGAAGUCUUAAAUCCCAAAAAGCCUGGACGCGUAACCAAUCAACUACAGUAUCUCGAGAAGGUGGUAAUCAAAGCUUUAUGGAGGCAUCACUUUUCUUGGCCCUUUCGCCAGCCUGUUGAUGCAGUAGCACUGCGUCUCCCAGACUAUUAUUCAAUUGUUACAAAUCCUAUGGAUCUGGGCACUAUUAAGAAGCGUCUUCAGAACAAAUAUUACUGCCAAUCGCUUGAGUGUAUACAAGACUUCAACAGCAUGUUUACCAACUGCUACAUGUACAACCGGCCUGGAGAUGACAUUGUUUUUAUGGCACAGAGUCUGGAGAAGCUUUUUUUGCAGAAGGUGUCCCAGAUGCCUAAGGAAGAGUUGGAAGUUACAGCAGUCACUACAACAGAACCAGUGAAAGUGAGAAAGACGAAUGCAGGUGCAUUAAAGCAGAGAUCCCUUGUGUCAGAAGUUGUUCUCCAACAGACAGUGACCGUCAUCCCUCCCGCUGUGCCGCAGUUCAUCCCACCCUUACAGCUCUCUGCACAAUUUGAUGCAACAAUUAAAAAAGGUUUUAAGAGGAAAGCCAACCCCACACCCUCCACCACCUCAGAGUUCCCCCCCAUUGAGGCGUCCCCUGCUGAGGACCAUUCAGCACCUUGUACUUUAUCCUCCAGAAGAGGCUGUGGCCGGCCCAUUAAACCUCCUAAGAAAGACUUGCCUGCGUUUGAGGGAAAGAAGGGCAGACUGUCUGAGCAGCUCAGGUACUGCAGUGACAUCCUGAAGGAGAUGCUCUCAAAGAGGCACUAUGCAUAUGCAUGGCCCUUUUAUACCCCUGUUGAUGCGGUUGCUUUGGGCUUGCACGACUACCAUGACAUCAUCAAGCAGCCUAUGGACCUGAGCACCAUCAGGAAAAAAAUGGAUCAACGUCAGUAUGCAAAUGCAAAGGAAUUUGCUGCUGAUGUGCGACUGAUGUUCUCCAACUGUUACAAAUACAAUCCACCUUCACAUGAGGUGGUCUACAUGGCGAGAAAGCUCCAGGAAAUUUUCGAGGCUCGUUAUCUCAAGAUUCCCCAAGAACCAGAGGGUGGUUCCAUACCUCGUCAGAGAAUUAUGAAGGGAAAAGGAGACAGAGUUGGGAGUUUGUCAACCUCAGCAAGUUCUGAAAGUGAAAGUUCCUCAGAGUCAGAAAGUUCAUCCGAAGAAGUGGCCAUGCAGCUGGCCAACCUAGAGGAGCGGUUGAAAGCUGUCAGUGAUCAGCUGAAGAGACUUAGCCAAGACCCCCUGAUGAAACCAAAGAAAAAAGGAGUUGAAAAGUUGAAAAAGGAAAAAAGAUCUAAAGAAAAAGAUAUUGCUCGACUAAAGCACAAAUCCUCAAAAUACCAAUCUAUUGUAGAAAAAAUCGCCAACAGCAAGAGCUCUUCUUUGCCUGGCAACAAACACAAUAUUCAGAGAACACCCAUAAAAUGUGAGGAUGAGGUCCCAUCAACACCAAUGACUUACCAGGAGAAGAAGCAGUUGAAAUUGGACAUUGACAAGCUUCCCGGUGACAAACUGGGCAAGCUGGUGAACAUCAUUCAUGCCAGGGAGUCUUGCCUGCGAGAUUCCACUCUAGAGGACAUUGAGAUUGACUUUGAAAUGCUCAAGCCUUCCACACUGAGAGCCCUUCAGAGGUUUGUUGCAACAUGUCUGAGGAAAUGCCAAAAAAAGCUGAUGAAGCCCACAGAAGGAAUCCAGACUGGGAAACUAAAGGAUGCUGGAAGAUCUGGGGUUGUCAGUAAAGAGCAGCACUUGGUUAAGAAAAAAAAGACAGAAGCUAAAUUCAUGGCGUCUCCUGACCUCAGCUGCAGCAGCAGCAGCUCGUCAUCCAGCUCUGACAGCAGCAGCAGUAGUAGUCAAUCUAGCACUUCUGAGAGCAGUGACUCUGAAACAGUGCCCAAAACAAAGAAGCAGAAAAGUAAAGAAUCUUGCCAAAAGGUUAAGACAAAGUCAAAGGUCCCACGUGCUGCCUGUAAUAAGCAGAUAAAGGAGGCAAACAAUUUGACAAAAGCCUCAGUGGAGACGUCUCAGCCUCCUCCUGCUGUGCAGCCCUCAGCAGCAGAGACUGAAGGCCACCCGCCAUGCCCUAAUGAUGAGCUGACUUUAUCACCUCCAGAUUUGUCUGCCCUUUUAUCGCCCAUGGCAUCUCCAGAAGUUUUGCUGGACUGGGCUGCUGCCAGAUUUGAGCAGGGCCCAGUGCUGUCCCCUCUGAGAGAGAGCCCACUACAGUCGAAAGAUGAGACGAGGCCCAAUUUCAGAUACCCUGAGGAUGUCCUUGACAGCCAGUUGACUGAUGUGCCUUUCACAAACUCAGCAAGUAAAUCUGCUGAAGAGGAAAAACCCCAAAUUCCCAAAAAGGACAUUGUUCUGAAAAAUGCUGAGUCUUGGGCGAGACUGGUGAGACAGUCAGUCACUCCAGCUACAAUCAAGUCCUCAAAGGAAAGCUUCCAGCAUUUCCGGAAGGCUGCCAUUGAGAAAGAGGAACGAGAAAAAGCACUGAAGAAGAAACAGAUUGAAGAAAACAAGGAGAAGGAGGCUCCGGAAAACAGCAGCCUUCCAGGCCCAUGUAAAGCAGAACAAAAUCCACAGCCUAUUAAAGAGGAUGCUGAUUCACCAGAGAGCAUUUGCACAGAGGUUGCCUUAGAUGUGUCCAAAGAUGUCGAGCAGCCAAUGAAGCCAAAGUCUCCCAAGGAAACACGACCUCUAACCACACAGUCCUCAGUAGAUAAGGAAAGGGAGAUGGCCCGCAGAAAGGAACAAGAGCGUCGCAGGCGAGAGGCUAUGUCUGGUAUUGACAUGACUAUGCAGCAGGACAUCAUGACUACAUUUGAGCUUAACCUGGACUAA
Messenger RNA from Seriola dumerili (greater amberjack), 2916 nucleotides. RefSeq names its product bromodomain testis associated (gene brdt). Lineage: Eukaryota; Metazoa; Chordata; Actinopteri; Carangiformes; Carangidae. The record is from RefSeq and is a predicted model, not a curated record. Gene Ontology annotation, biological process: chromatin remodeling; positive regulation of transcription elongation by RNA polymerase II. Gene Ontology annotation, cellular component: chromatin; nucleus. The transcript has 19 exons. The coding region runs from base 1 to 2916 and encodes 971 amino acids.